Messenger RNA from Synchiropus splendidus (mandarinfish), 842 nucleotides. It is a transcript of the gene prl2, whose product is annotated as prolactin 2. The transcript is spliced from 5 exons. Bases 77 to 766 code for a protein of 229 amino acids. Gene Ontology annotation, cellular component: extracellular region. Gene Ontology annotation, molecular function: hormone activity. NCBI's taxonomy places the organism in Eukaryota, Metazoa, Chordata, Actinopteri, Syngnathiformes, Callionymidae. The record is from RefSeq and is a predicted model, not a curated record. Gene Ontology annotation, biological process: positive regulation of receptor signaling pathway via JAK-STAT; response to nutrient levels.
GAAGCGGGAAGGAGUAACGCAGUGAGGGAGCCUCACAGUCCACUCUUCUUCUCUGAGAGAGGACCUCGCAUGCAUCAUGCCCCGGACCGUCAGCUCAGUGUCAGUGUCGUGGCUGCUGGUCUUCUGUUUGUCACCGUGCAGCCGACUGGUCGGAGUGGGAGCUGUGCCCAUUUGCACAAAUGGACAAGCCGGCUGUCACGUCCUCUCGCUGGCCGACCUGUUUGACCGGGUCAUCCAACAUUCAGCACGAAUGCACGGCAUUUCAAAUGACCUGCACUCUGAAUUUGAGCAAUACUUCCUGCCCAGCCGGAACCAAAUCAGCCGGCAGGGUCGCAACUGUCACACCUCUAGCAUCUUAACCCCGAACGGGAAAGAGAAUGCUCAAAGGAUGGCGCGUGAGGAGUUGACUGAGGUGAUCCUGAAGCUGCUGCUGGCCUGGAGGGAUCCUUUGUGGCACUUCCACCUGAGCAUGAAUCGCCAGCACGACUUCAACAGCUUCAGUGACAACAAAGCCCAGGAAAUGAGCGACAUGGUGCACGAGCUGAGGAAAGGAGUGGAAAAAGUGGCGGAGAAGAUGCAGACGCUGGGCAUCAGUAACUCCCUCAGCAGCGUCUCCUCUCCCGAGCUCCUGCAGCCUCCGGACAUCAGCGACUGGCGUCUGAUGAAGGACUAUGACCUCCUGUACUGCUUCCGCAGAGACUCCAACAAAGUCCAGAACUACCUGAAGAUCCUCAAGUGUCGCAUUGUUCCAGAGCAUGGCUGUUGAAAUAGACAUUUUUGCUAAUGUUGAGCAGGGGGUUCUUGUUUCCUAAAGAUGAAGAUGAAGUUCUUACCUGAGGAAG